AUGUCCCCGAUGUCGGGACUCAACCGGAUAUCCCUCUUCAACCCUCCAAUUCUAAGAACUUGCCACCGGUCUCUUCACAUCUCAAUCGUGAGAAGCUAUCGCGAUGCACAGUUCAGACGCUCAGAUUACGAGGGUCAAGGUUGGACUUCAUCAUACGAGCCGGGUGCUCCAACAAAGGGUCCUCUCUCCCAGGCUUCUAGACAUGGGGUUCCAUCUCUUACUCCUUUGUCAUUGAAAAAUCAUUUGGAUAAAUUCGUCGUCGGACAAGAUAGGGCGAAGAAGGUCACAUGUGUGGCUAUUUAUAAUCAUUAUCAACGGAUACGAGAAUUAAGGAGACAGGAAGCUGAAGAGCAGGAAAGGAAGGAGCAGUAUAGCAGGAGACAUUUAUAUGAACGGGAACGUAACAGUCAUCUUGUUGACAAUGAAUACGUUGGUCACGUCAUCCAAACCGCCGACCUCAAUGCUCCAAGCCGUGAACGAGAGUAUGAAGAAGAACCCGAACUAGGUUCUCGACCACUAGAAGACCCCUUUCAAAGCCGUACGAUCAUCGAGAAAUCAAACCUCAUGUUACUAGGGCCAUCUGGCGUUGGGAAGACCUACAUACUCCAAACCCUUGCUCGUGUCCUCGAAGUUCCCUUUGCAACUGUAGACUGUUCUUCCCUAACCCAAGCCGGUUACAUCGGCACCGACAUCGAAUCUUCCAUCGAACGUCUACUACUCGCCUCUUCCCACUCCGUCCAAAAAUGCGAGACCGGAAUAAUAUUCUUCGAUGAAAUAGACAAACUCGCCAAACCGGCCGUCAUGACACAUGGCCGUGACGUAUCAGGGGAAGGGGUCCAGCAAGGCCUUCUUAAAAUGAUCGAAGGGACUAAUGUCACCGUAAACGCUAAGUCCGAUAAAAAUGCCUCCAACUCAGGCCGAGGAAUAGAUCGCGUAGGACGAGAGACAAGCCCCCCAGCCAAAAGCGAACAAUACACAAUCGACACCUCCAACAUCCUCUUCGUCUUCGCCGGAGCAUUUAUCGGCCUCGAAAAAAUAAUCUCGCAACGUCUAUCAACCGGUUCCUCAAUCGGAUUUAAAUCCUCUCUCCCCUCAUCCUCCUUCUUUUCUUCAAACACAGCAAAAGAAAAAGAAAAACAACUGGACAUUCUCACCCACACCACUCCCAGCGAUCUCCAGGCCUACGGUCUCAUACCCGAACUCCUCGGCCGCAUUCCAAUAAUCACUUCUCUCUCCCCCCUUUCCCUGCCUCAAUUAGUAUCUAUCCUCACCGAACCGCGUAAUUCGUUGGUAAAACAAUAUACCGCACUCUUUGAAACCUACGGUUCCCAUGGUAUCAUUCUCCAAUUCACGAAACUGGCGCUGGAAGCUAUUGCUUCGCGAGCUCUGUAUGGUUCAUCUUCGUCUGGAAAUGGAAAGGAAGGGGGAAAAUCCAAAGGCGAAAAGGGAACGGGAAUCGGAGCAAGGGGUUUACGAUCAAUAAUGGAAAACGUGCUGCAGGAAAUCAUGUUCAUAGGUCCCUCGUCACCCAAUAUUCGCUAUGUACUUGUGGAUGAAGCGUUUGUAGGGGGUUUAGACACUCAAUCCUCGCAGUUCGCCUCAAAAGUACCAUCAUCUUCCUCUUCCUCUUCUACAUCCACAUCUACAUCAACAUCAACAUCAGAUAUAGCAAGCGCAUGCAGUAACACAGAUAAAGACAGCACAGACGGGGAAACGCGUCUACCCCGCUGUUUCUCCCGCAAUCAACGUAAUGUAUUCGAGGAAGCCAUUGAGCAGGAAGAAGAGGUGUGGAAACGGCGGAAUGGAAUAGCGGGUCGUGAGGAGAACAAUGGAAAAGAGAAUAAGGAUGGGAGUGGCGGUGCAGGUGAUAAAUCCAUGGAUAGUUUUCAGGAAUAUAGGGUCGUGACUGAGGGGGGGAUCUCGUUUGGUGAGGAAGAGGAAGAGGAAGAAGGAGAAACAGAAGAAAAUGAAGAAAGAAGAAAGAAGAAAGAAGAAAGAAGAAGAAGAAAGAAGAAAGAAGAAAGAAGAAAGAAGAAAGAAGAAAAAUAA
Molecule: messenger RNA, 2049 nt
Organism: Sclerotinia borealis F-4128
Lineage: Eukaryota; Fungi; Ascomycota; Leotiomycetes; Helotiales; Sclerotiniaceae
Source: the annotation of a GenBank genome assembly